Molecule: messenger RNA, 1523 nt
Organism: Actinia tenebrosa (Australian red waratah sea anemone)
Lineage: Eukaryota; Metazoa; Cnidaria; Anthozoa; Actiniaria; Actiniidae
Biological process (GO): nucleobase-containing compound metabolic process
Molecular function (GO): 3'-5' exonuclease activity; nucleic acid binding
Source: RefSeq, a predicted model, not a curated record
CCUGACGCCAUCUUUAGUUAUCGCAUUCACUUGAGUACGUUGUGUUGAGUUAAAAAUGGACCAUCAAACUAAGGAAAAAAGGAAUGAAUAUGAUGAUAAUUGUGAUAGAAAUGACGACCAACAAGGUCUCUUGGACAAAGACCCACAACAACACGUGCAUAAUGAUAAUAUACCAAGACAACCUGUCACUCGACGUGGUCCACGCAAAAACAGCCAUUUUUUCAAGAUCCAAGAACUUCGUAACAGACCAGAGAAAAAAAUUAGAAUGGCUAUGAAAGAAAGGAUGUCCAAGAUGCCAGAUAUUGCUGGAAACACACAAGAUAGUAAUCAUUAUAGUAAGCAAAGGAAAGAUAAUGGUCCUAGAAAWGUUUUUUUGUGGAGAAGACCAUUGRCCAAUGUARAUACUUUACCUUAUCCUGCAGAAGGCGUUAAUGUGGUAUACAGUAAUGACCCAGCUGAUGCCGAGUCUUGGCUAAAAAACAAUGUUAUUGAUGCUGAAGCUAAUGCUUUAGGCUUGGACAUUGAAUGGAGACCUCAGUUUAUUUCAAAGAAAAACGGAGGCACAGAAAACAAGACUGCUGUUCUUCAGCUGGCUGUCGAAGAUUCAGUUCUUGUGCUUCAUCUAUUUCACAUGAAAUCAUUCCCAAAAUCCCUCUCUGAAGUGUUGGCAGAUAGAAAUGUAUUGAAAGUAGGGAGUGGCAUUAAGGGCGAUGUUAUAAAACUAAUCAAAGACACUGGAAUGUUAUGUGAUGGAAGAGUGGAUACCCAAGAUUAUGCAAAAGCUCUUGGAAUAGAUCAAGGUACUGGACUGAAAAGACUUUCCAAAAAAGUUCUUGAUAUUGACUUAAACAAACCAAAACGAAUAAGCUUAAGUAAUUGGGAAGCUUUUCCUUUAAGGAGAGAUCAAAUCACUUAUGCAGCACUUGAUGCUUGGAUAAGUYUGAAGCUCUACAUUAAGCUGAAGGACCAACUGGCCAAAAAAAAUGAAGAUGAUUCUAAACCCCAAGUGAUACAUAUAGGAGUUGAUAAACCUGAGAUUUCCAUAAAAUCUCACACUUGUCAAGGGUGCAGUGAAACUUUACCAACCAAAGGCAAGCUUUACAGGCAUAAGAUAAGAUGUGUACUCUUCAAUGCAAUGCGGGUCAAAGUUUCAUCAGCUGGAAACAAUCCAAACAGCCAGUUAUCAAAUGAACAACCAAAUUCUGAUCAAUUUGUCAACCAACUGGAAGGAGGCUUGUUGGGCAAGACUCUUCAUGCUGGUGCUUCAAGUUCUGGCUACUCUGGUACAUCUAAACAGUCAGAAGAGAGUGCARAGGUGGAUGUCAUUGUCUGUCCUGUUUCUGAGUGUAGAGUGAAGUGUCAAGGACAAGAUGGUUUAACAGAACAUAUAAAAAUAUCCAGACAUGCUUGCUGUCAAAAAUGUGGCAAAGUAUUCAGGUCAAAAGUCUCAAGACAUCACAGGAAACUACAUUAUUCUCAAAAGGAAGAUUUAUCAAAACCAUUAAAUUGAUCUUGUUUUUAUU